Spinacia oleracea (spinach) is the source of this 2227-nucleotide messenger RNA. Its product is annotated as protein kinase PINOID. The transcript has 2 exons. The record is from RefSeq and is a predicted model, not a curated record. Gene Ontology annotation, biological process: protein phosphorylation. NCBI's taxonomy places the organism in Eukaryota, Viridiplantae, Streptophyta, Magnoliopsida, Caryophyllales, Amaranthaceae. Gene Ontology annotation, molecular function: ATP binding; protein kinase activity. Bases 400 to 1752 code for a protein of 450 amino acids.
AGCCCAUCUUAUUAAAUUUGGUAACAAAUUAAAUAUAAUAUUGUUCGUGUAGUAAAUGGUAUCGGUACUCUACGUAGUAUCAAAGUCAAACCAAAUAUCCUUUUAAUUUUUACCAUCAAAAUCCCCAAUUUCUGAAUGAAACCUCAAAACGUACACACACAAGCAUAAAUACUCUCAAGAGAAGAGUCUGAACCACUCUUUACCUCUCGUACUAGUUAUUACUACAAGUGCAAUUUACAAAGAGAAAACAACCCCUAGUUUCCUUUUCUUUCUCUAUUUUCUGCACUCUCUUGUUUUAUUUUCUGAAUCCGAAAAACAAAAAAAAAAAAUAGCAAAAAAAGAAAUUAGAAAUUGAAAAGUAAUAUUGUAAUAAUCUGAUAUGCCCUCGUUGUGAUUAAGAUGGUAGAAGACGUAGGAAGAUCGAAUUGUUUCUCAGACGAUCUAGACACAACAACAAGCACUAGUUCUUAUUCGAUGACGGGGAGCGAGUUUCAGUCACCUGAGCCCGACAAUUUCUCUCUCUUAAAACCACACCGUUGUUCUGAUUCCGCUUUCGAAGCCAUUGUAUCGGCUUCCUCUGCAGCCAACAACCGUCCUUUAAGCUUUAAUGACUUUAAGCUCAUCCGUAAAGUCGGAGCUGGGGAUAUAAGCACCGUAUACUUAUGUCGGCUUCGCUCCGAUGAGUCCUGUGAGUAUGCGAUGAAAGUGGUGGAUCAACAGAUGCUAGCUAUCAAGAACAAAACACAAAGAGCCGAGAUGGAAAAGAAGAUUCUCAAGUUGCUUGACCACCCUUUUUUGCCUACAUUAUACGCGCAGUUUCAUGCAUCUCAUUUCUCUUGCAUUGUUAUGGAGUAUUGCUCUGGUGGUGACUUGCAUUCCCUCCGUCAUACCCUCCCUUACCACCGCUUCCCUCUCUCUUCCGCAAGGUUUUACGCGGCAGAGGUGUUGGUAGCGUUGGAAUAUCUGCACAUGCUUGGAAUCAUUUACAGAGACUUAAAACCCGAGAACGUUUUAGUGAGAUCAGACGGUCACAUCAUGCUCUCUGAUUUUGACCUCUCCUUAUGCUCUCAUUCUAUCCCAGCAGUUGAAACUCCUCAGUUUUCAUCUCCAACUCAUUUCCCAAAUAACUCCUCUUCCAAUUCCCCUACCAAAAAAAAUACUACUCCCACUCCAACAACACCCUCAUUUUCUUGUAUUCCAUACAACCGACUGUUCCGGUCUAAGAAGAUACAAUCUUUAACCGGUAACCGGCUCUUUGUAGCAGAGCCUGUUACUGCAAGGUCAUGCUCCUUUGUUGGUACACAUGAGUAUAUUGCACCAGAGGUUGCCUCCGGUAAUUCUCACGGAAACGCCGUUGAUUGGUGGGCCUUUGGGAUAUUUUUGUACGAGAUGAUAUAUGGACGGACUCCUUUUGCUGGACAAUCUAACGGAGCUACACUGCGUAACAUCUUAAAAAAGCCCUUGACUUUCCCUACACAUACUCCCUCUUCCUCGUCAGAAUCCAACGCACGUGAUCUCAUUUCCGGCUUGUUAAAUAAAGACCCAGCGGCUCGACUUGGCUCAAGUCGUGGGGCUGCUGAUGUCAAAACCCAUCCUUUUUUCAAGGGCUUGAACUUCGCACUCGUUAGGUCACUCACGCCGCCUGCGGUUCCGGGAUUACGACAACAACGCCCGUCAGGUGCGACGUCGUUUAAGGGUGGUGCUAAUCGUGUUACCAACAGAAAAGAAUCAACGGCCUUUGAUUACUUUUAAGUAAGAAGUUUCCUUACCAAGGGCUGAGAUUAUCUCCACGUGUCUUGUCGGUCCCGCUAUACAUGGGGACAGUGACAGUCUGGUGGGGACAGUUGUAUAUUCGACCUGUCUAUUUAAUAGAGGGGAGAGAAAAGUAACACAAUUUCUCUUUUUAUUUUAUUUUAUUUUUUAUUUUUAGAGGGACUUAUUAAUUAAUCUAGGUGUAGGACUGUAGCAUGUACAAGUUAUGUAAUGGGACUGUAGGACUGAUUCAAAGAAAUACGUCAUGUAUAACGUGAGUAAAAUUAAAGUAGAUUAUCAUAAUGCGGGUAAAAUAGGUGGAAAGAACAAUGUAGGUGCGGCCAUGUAUUAAGGUGCUACGGAGUUUUUUGUUUUUGUUUUUGUUUUUUUAACCAAGUUUACAAGAGAUUUUCGUGCAUCAUGAAUAAUCCUAAAUUAUACUCUCUCCGUCUCUUUUUGUAUUUUACGUUUGGUA